Colletotrichum paranaense is the source of this 1758-nucleotide messenger RNA. RefSeq lists its product as uncharacterized. The record is from RefSeq and is a predicted model, not a curated record. The transcript has a single exon. Lineage: Eukaryota; Fungi; Ascomycota; Sordariomycetes; Glomerellales; Glomerellaceae. Bases 1 to 1758 code for a protein of 585 amino acids.
AUGAAAACGUCCAAAGUCCCCGGCCGGACCACUCCGUGUGUCCAGAUUACGCCGCAACACGACCUUGCAAACCCCCACACCUUCGUCUGGGAAGCCGUAGAGCACUCGCUAUAUCUAGCUCCUUCGCCCAACCCCUACCACAUGGCUCCUGGUCGGUGUCACCGCACUCACACCUCGACUUCACCUUGCAUACCAUUCGCCUGCCAGAGCGUUUCGCAAACCUGCAGCAUCCCGCCCGUCACGCAUCGACCUUCCAUAGGGCAGAACCUGUAUCACAAUACAGUGUCAACGACGUCCAUGUGUGCGCCGCCUCCUCCGGCAAAGCCCAUACAGACCGUUAUAAGCCGUUUGGUACCCCAGGCCACCGUCCAACAAGUUCAGGUGAUGCCAUCGGUCCAUUGUCAACGCGUCUAUGGAGUCAAAGUCUCCACCGGAGCGAGCUUGGUUCUCGUCGUUCCCCCGCCGCCUAUGGUCAAGCUGCUGCGAUCCGAACGAGCCUCCGUCGUCUCGGAGGCUGCCGUAUUAAGAUGGCUUGCUGGCAAAACUGUCGAGACGCCUCUUCUCCAUGAGAAAGUUACGGAAACAGAAGGCUCGCCUUGGUCAACCUCUCCCAUUGCCACUUACGAGAGUGGGACCACGAAUUGUUCUGAUGUCGCGGUACAAGAACUGCGGGCUUUGGUUCCAACCCUCAUAUCACAUACGGCCGCCACGAACGAGCUGGGCCUCGAAUGCAAUCUCGUCAAGCCAACACUAGGCACCCCCAUCUCCGAACUCAGUCCACCACUCUCAUCGGCCGAACGGAGAACAGUUGAUUUUCAAACUGGUCAAUUAUAUCGGCAGCUUUGUGAGCAAGUGUCACCCACUGGACGAUUCGGACCUGCAUUUGCUGUUCUACCUCCAUGUGCGCCAUCACCAGCUACAGACUCCACGAAGUCUACGAGGCGAGAUGUAGCCGCGAGAUUGAUGGAAUCAAGAGGCGUCCAUACCUGGACUGUGGCCUUCCACUCAAUGUUAGAGGCAGUGCUUCGUGACGGGGAGGAUAUGCAAGUAAUGUUGGGUUACAGUGCCAUUCGACGGCAGUUCAAGCGUUUCGAGCAUGUGCUGGAUGGAAUCAAAACACCCCGGCUGGUGGCUGUUGACGUCGGCAAAGAUGUCAACACCCUUGUGUUCAGAAAACGAGGCUCCGGAGACGACGCAUCUCUGGUCGAGUACAGACCGCAGGGGAGAUUUCAACACACAGACCGCCGCGGUAGUGACGCAAGUAGCGAGGUUGGCGAUGAGUAUGAUACCGGCUCGGAUUCCGGAGACGACAACGCGUCACUGACUCUCCAACACGACGAUGGCAUCGUCAUGGCUGGCAUGAAGGAUUGGAGCAACUUCGUCUUUGGAGAUCCACUUUUUGCUCUCAAUAUCGGUCGUGAGCCUAGUGGUGAUUUUCUUGCGGGAUUCAACUGGUCCUCAAACACUCGACACACCAUCAUCUCAAUGUUUUCCUCGGAUCUGAUUGAGGACAAGGAGAGAGCUCACGUCCGCCUGCUGCUAUACGACUGCUACCAUACAAUCACGCACAUUGCGAGAACAUACUUCCGCCCGCAAAAGGACAUCAGCGGACGCGAGCUGGAGGCACGAAAGAGGUUGAACGCUAUCCUGUCGCAGCUUGAUGCUCUUGAUGACGCCGGCACACGGAGGGGAAGAAGACCAAGUGGCGAAUCAAGCCCGGCCAAUAAACGGUCGAAGAGCGGGGAAUCGUCCGACUAG